Paramecium sonneborni is the source of this 1401-nucleotide messenger RNA. The record is from the annotation of a GenBank genome assembly. NCBI's taxonomy places the organism in Eukaryota, Ciliophora, Oligohymenophorea, Peniculida, Parameciidae.
AUGGGAUGUGUGUGUGAAAAAUCUAAACCAGUAUAACCUGAACCAAUAUAAAUUUAAGUAAUUUCUUCUGAAACAACAUAACCUUAAUCUCAUUCUAUAAAAUAAAUAUCUUCAAUAAAGCUUAAUAUACCUUAAGUAAAUUUAUUCUUUGAUUAUUUAAGAAAAAAAAGAAAGUUAGAGAAACAUAAAAACUUAUUAAAUAACUAAUUAAGAUGUAAACUAAUAUAAAUUUACAGGGAGUAAAAAUGAUUAAUGAUUAAAUUUUUGAUGAAUUUCUUGGAAAAGGGGCAUUUGAAAAAGUUAAUGAGCAUUCAAAAGAUCAAGUGUUUUAAAUAUGCUAGUAAAAUUAUGAAAAAAAGUAAAUUACGAAGAUAAAGAAAAUAUAUUAAAGAUUCUAAGGGAAGUUAUGAAUAACUAAAUAUAUAAUUAGAUAUGAGUAUUAAAGUUGCUCUAUAAGAUGUUAAAAGAGAAAUUGCAAUCAUGAAGAAACUAACACAUCAGAACUUAAUUUGGUUGUUUAACAUAAUUGAAAAUCCUUAUAAUGAUAAAUUAUUUAUGGGUACAUUAUAUAUCUCUAUACUAAAAAUUUUAGAAAAUGCCGAAGGUGGAUGAUGAAUCUAAAUUUUAUUAUAUUAAUGAAUCUCUAAUACUUGAUGAACCAUUACUCAAUUAGAUUUUUCGUGAUUGUAUCAAAAGUCUCAAUUAUUGUAAUUUUUAUUAUUUAUUCUAGUACAUAAAAAUGGUGUAGUUAAUAGAGAUAUAAAACCAUAGAAUAUUCUCUUAACUGAUAAUAACACUACUAAAAUUGCUGGUUUUGGAGUCUCCACUAUUAUUGGAAGUAAAAAUGAUGUUUUUGGACAAUAUUUAAGGAACUUAUUAUUUCAUGUCUCCAGAAGAAUGUUAUAAAGUUAAAGUCAAAGAUGGCUAUACUGGCAAAGCUGCUGAUAUUUGGGAUUUGGGAAUUGCUUUUUUCGCUUUUGUUUAUUUAGGUGUUCCAUUUACAGCUUCACCUAUUCCUGUAGAAUUACAUUUCCUGAUAGAAAUGAUAUCAGCGAAGGAUUAAAAGAAUUUCUCUUAGUUAUUUUAUAAAAAGAUUCCAAAAACAGACCAAAAAUACCUUAGAUAGCUUAACAUUUAUUUUUGAAUGCUUAAAAUAUGAAUCUGUAGGAUGAAAUGUAUUAUAAUUUAAAAUAAAUAGAAACAAAGAAGAAUAAACUAAAACGGAGAUUGCUUAAGCAGAUAUUGAUAAUGCUUAUUCUUUAACCUCGAUAAUGAUAAUAAAAAAAUGGGCUUAUAAAUGGAGAAAUAGUUCUAAUCUUAAAAGAUGUCAUAUAUUUAACAAACUCCAAAAAGUAAUUCAGAUUAGGUAAUUAAAUGAUAAAAAUGAAUAAUAAAUAUUUA